This is a messenger RNA of Phaedon cochleariae (mustard beetle), 993 nucleotides long. Lineage: Eukaryota; Metazoa; Arthropoda; Insecta; Coleoptera; Chrysomelidae. The record is from the annotation of a GenBank genome assembly.
AUGCCAGGGGCAAUGAUAAUAAAAUAUAUUGCCGUCGCUCUUAAAUGUGAAACAACGUCCACGACCGACCCUCUCGACAGCAGCCCCGGACACCACCUGUCCACCAAAGCCCUGCGUAGGAAGAGGAUGGACCGCUCGAUCAACAACAACGGGCCUAUCGCCACGACCAUAGCCACCCCUGACUACCUCCUACACAACAACAACAACCACCUGAAGAACGAGCGGCUCAGUCCGGGCACCCCGGACACGUCGAGCAGGUCGAGAUCGGUCACCCCCAGUUCGGCUUCUCACCCUGAUACGCCGCCUGCUUCAGAGGCGCCCAUGAGGAACUACAGCGACUUCAUGAGGAGCUUGGCAGCCAAGUACAACAACACCAAUCCCAACGAAAACGGCUUCCCCCCGCCUCUCGACCCCCGCUUCAAGCCGGCCGCUUUCCCCAGCCUCGUCCCGCUGCCGCAGCCCGCGCAGCCCAAGGACGCCGGCGACCUCACCAAGAAGCCGCCAGACUUCCCGGUGCUGAACCCGUUCGCUGGCGUUGCCGGAGCCGGCGCCGGCAUGUUCCCGCCACUCAUCGACAUGUCUACCACGCAGACGCUGCUCGCCAUGGUGCGGACGGCCAAGGAGGCCGAGAUACAGGUGGGUGCGGUGUUGCCAGGCGCGCCGCCCUCGAAGAGGCCCCGCACCAAGACGCCCUCUGUGGGCAGCCCCACGGGUGGCCUGCCCCCCACAGUGGGGCCCAAGCGGGCGGCCAGCGAGAGCCCGAAGCUGCACGAGGAUGUGUCCAAUUGGACGGUGGAGGAUGUGGGGAACUUCGUGAUGCGAAAGCCAGUUGCUCCAUUGGGUAUCGUUCACGGGCUACUAGAGUGGACGGUCAAACAAUUGAAUUUCAACCGCAAUCCGUUCCGGUCACCAGAUCAGGAUCGAAUAGUGACGGGCAAAGAUGAGAUAUCCGUUUUUUCUUCUCGUCGGUAUACUUUGACUAAAUGGUACUGA